This is a messenger RNA of Nematocida minor, 300 nucleotides long. RefSeq lists its product as uncharacterized. The record is from RefSeq and is a predicted model, not a curated record. The transcript has a single exon. NCBI's taxonomy places the organism in Eukaryota, Fungi, Microsporidia. The coding region runs from base 1 to 300 and encodes 99 amino acids.
AUGGUCUAUCCUAAGGGAGUGCCCUCUGGAAAAAGAACAAUAAUUUUGGGGAAAGUAGUACGCGUCUCUCCGGUGCUUGAAAUAGAGUACUUCGAGAACAAAACGGAAAUUCUGUUCACAAAACCAAAUAAAAUAGAAGCAGGCGACUACAUCCGGGUUUUUGGGCUCUUUAGAAACAAUCUGUUCAUCGCAGACUCUUUCCACAAAAUAACAAAAAGAGAGUCUGAGCACUUUGCAGUGUUUAGGAAGACAGUUAGAGCGUUCUACAAAAAUAAUUCGCAAGAAACACAAAAAUUAUAA